AUAGAAGAGAAAGAGAAAACAAAAAAUGAAGAAAGGGGGCGGAGGCGGAGGCGGAGGCGGAGGCGGUGGAGGAGGAUCAGCGGCGGAGAAGAAGGAAGCCCGUCACUCUUCAAGCACCAGCACCCCUCCCGUGGUGGUUCUAUUUGGGUCGUUUACUGAGGAUGAAAUAAAGUCUCGAUUUUGGCAAUCUUCCAAAGACGAAAAGACAUCGGUAGAGUCCCAAGUUGGCUCGAGGGCCUCUGUUCAAGAAUCAUCUUUGGGCAGCUGUGGAAAUGAACUAAGCAUACAAUUCGGUUCCCUGGAGGCACCUCUGGUCUCAGUUCCGUCUAACUUUCAGAAGCAGAAGAAUGACGGUAAUGCAAAUUUAGGUGAUAAUACCGUGUCUGAUGAUGCGAAACAAAACGGGAACGUUUGCCAGAGGAAGGAUUUAAACAGUAGUAAAAGUGAAGGAACAAAUACCAUUGAUAAGGUAGAAUAUACUGCUUUAAAUGUGGCUGGAGAGUAUGAGGACGCAUUGAGUAAGUUGGCUGCCUUGCCACCACAAUCUCUUGGUGGUGUGAGUUCAAAGGGAUUGAAUUCAAAUGGAAACUUUGGUGGACCUUGGGGCACACAUAAUUAUGGAAACUUUGCUGGACCUUGGGGCACACAUAAUUUUGGUUUUGUCCACACAGACGCUAGUCAUGAUCCUCUGGCCUUUACCGAGCUUCGGCCUCGGGGCCUAAUAAAUGCAGGAAAUUUGUGCUUUCUUAAUGCAACUUUACAGGCUCUUUUGGCCUGUUCCCCAUUUGUUCAGCUUCUGCAAGAAUUAAGAAUGAGCAAUUUUUCUAAGGUUGAAUUCCCCACUCUUACGGCAUUUUAUGAGUUUAUUCAUGCGUUUGGCUUUCCUUCUGGUGUUAGUUUGACGAAGAAAGAUGUUUCUGCUCUUGAAACUGGCUGGCCAUUCAGUCCCGUCAUGUUUGAAGUGAUUCUGAAAAAUUUUACUCCAGACGUGCCCAGUAGUAUGUCUGGCAGGCCAAGGCAAGAAGAUGCUCAAGAGUUUUUAAGUUAUGUUAUGCAUCAAAUGCAUGAUGAACUGCUCAAGCUUGAAGGCCAAUCAAACAUGAGUGGAGGGAAAUCAUCACUUGUUUCCGCGGCUGAGGAUGAUGAGUGGGAGACUGUUGGCCCCAAAAAUAAAUCUGCUGUGACAAGAACGCAAACCUUUGUCCCUUCAAAAUUAAGUUUGGUUUUUGGGGGGCAAUUACACAGUGUUGUGAAGGCAAAAGGAAAUAAACCAUCUGCUACUGUGGAGCCAUUUCUUCUUCUUCAUCUUGACAUCAAUCAUGAAACUGUGUAUUCGAUCGAAGACGCUCUGCACUUAUUUUCUGCAAAAGAGACUCUUGAUGAGUACCGAGCACCGGCUAGUGGAAAGGUCGGAGUUGCUAGUGCAAGAAAAUCUGUUAGCAUACGGACGCUUCCCAAGAUAUUGGUCUUGCACCUGAAACGGUUUUGCUAUGUAGCCCGCGGAAGCACCAAGUUGCACAAGCCAGUGCGGUUCCCUCUUGAACUGGUCCUUAACCGUGAUUUGCUUUACUCAAAUACUGAGGGACGAAAGUACGAGCUUGUUUCGACGAUAACACAUCAUGGAAAGGAAGCAUCAAAGGGACACUACACCGCAGAUGCUCGCUAUCCUAGUGGUCAGUGGUUGCGGUUUGAUGAUGCAUCUGUUACCACCAUUGGUACUGGCAAGGUAUUGCAUGACCAGGCAUACAUACUCUUCUAUAAACAACUAUAGAAUGCAAUGUGAGCUCUCCCUAAGGAAACCAAAUCUAUCGUGCAAGUUUUUUUUGGAUAUGCAACCAAUGACAUUACAAGAGCAGCAGCGUUGAAAGGAGGAUGUUUAUCCGGAAUUGUGCGAUUCAAACUUUCAUUUAGUGCUUAACUGUAUGCUGAUCGCUCUUUUUCCGCAGUUAGUUCUCUAAUUGAUGCGGUACAUGCGCGUUAAUACAGAAAUUGUAAAUUUUGUGGAGGUAGGUAGUUUGUUGUAGGUUUCUGUUUCGGUAGGAUCUAACAUCAAGUCAAAUUUGAAUUGAUAAGUUUGUUUUGACAGUCAACAAUCAAUCACAUUCAACAUAGAAGGAUAUAGUUGAAUUGAUAAGUUUUCUUGGCUCUUUGACGGUGGUGUGGUGCAACAGGCAGUAUUAGUCCCAAUAUAAGUUCAUCCUAAGCUAGUUAAGACACAUAGGUAUCUCAGCAAUGAACAAACCGGUCAUGUCAAUCUACCUUCCGCAAUUAGUAUUUUGCCUUUCUUUCUUUCUCGCUUCAAAAUUUGCCAGAAGUCAUCUACUUAGUAAAACCGAUGAUAAAGGCAUAUUUGUUACAUUUUCACAUAUUUUAUUAUCAUAUCAUUAUUUAGUAUUUGAUCAAUUUCAUUUUCGUUGUUUGUUAAAUGUUAUAAAUAUUUACAUAAUAAAUUUCCAAUUUUC
Oldenlandia corymbosa var. corymbosa is the source of this 2462-nucleotide messenger RNA. The record is from the annotation of a GenBank genome assembly. NCBI's taxonomy places the organism in Eukaryota, Viridiplantae, Streptophyta, Magnoliopsida, Gentianales, Rubiaceae.